GGAGACUGUGUCUCUUCCCCCGAGUCCCCUCCUCGGAAGUAGACGUCUGUCUAUAUUCCGCUCAUUUUAUAUAUUUUUUUUACAGGAAUCCCCUUUCCCCCAACACUUAGCACCAUGGAAGCCACUAUGGACGACUAAACCGAAGCACGGGUACCCGAUUCCACCCUUUUCUUUAUCCUUGAAUUGAGUGGACCGGAUGAAACCCAACUGUGGUUUUCUCCGCUUCGCAGGGGAGGUAGCUGUAUCCAGUGGUGAGGUAGGCUCAACCCAGGGAGAACAUAAUGAAGUUCAUCGAACCCUGGGGACGCCAGAGGCUGUCUUUUCUUCUGGAAAAGGCCGCCUCUAGGGAAGCCAAGAUGUGGAAGGUCUACGUGCCAAAGAAGCCCUUCUCACAGGAUACAGACAUCUCCCCGGCCCAGCGGGACGAGGCAGUGCACUGGUUGAUAGAGCUCCACAACAAACUGCAGCUGUACCCCGAGACCUUGGUGUUGGCUGUUAGCGUCCUUGACCGCUUCCUUGCUCCCAUCAAGGCCCGUCCGAAGUACCUUCGCUGCAUCGCCAUCGCCUGCUUCUUUCUGGCUGCCAAGACCUGUGAGGAGGAUGAGUGUGUGCCCUCUCUGAGGGAACUGGUUGCCUCCAGCAACUGUGGCUGUUCACCGUCAGAGAUCCUGAGAAUGGAGAGGAUCAUCCUGGACAAACUGAACUGGGAUCUGCACACAGCCACUGCACUGGACUUCCUGCACAUUUUCCAUGCCAUGGUGUUGUCCUGUCGUUCUGGGCUUUUGGACUCCAUGUUGGGACUGAACCGCUCUCAACACCUCGCCCUGCUAACACAGCGACUCUACCUCUGUCUGGCUGACCACACACUCAUACAGCUUAGAGGAUCCAUGCUGGCCUUGGCCCUCAUCACCCUGGAGCUGGAGACCUGCUGUCCUGACUGGCUGGCUCUCACCAUUGAGCUGCUGAGGAAGGCACAGAUCGACAGCUCUGAGUUGAUUCGAGGCCGAGAGCUGGUGGCUCGUAGUCUAUCCACACUGAAAGCUCCCCUGCCUCCAAACACUGUCUACAUCUACCAACCCCUGCAGAGCCACACCAUCCUGGACCCCUCACUCCCCUGUUCCACACUGUGGACCACCCCCAAGUCUUCUAGGGACCACCCCGUCAACACCACUGCCCCUGCCCAGCCACAGACACCUGCUGGUAGGGAGGAGGGGAGCCACCCCUGGAGCUCUGUCCCUUUCUCCUGCUCCGCUGACAGCAGCAUCCCAGCCCUUCUCUCUCCACCCAAACUCCUCCACCAUCCUAACCAUCUGCAGAAGGUCACGCUGCGCUGCAAGGCCUCUGCCAAGCGCAAGGUGGAGCAGAUGGAGGUAGACGACUUCUAUGAUGGUAUCAAACGACUCUACAACGAAGACGUCACCAACGCCAUCACCGCCAUCCAGGAGGGGGUAACAACAGCAACAGGAGGAGAAGGGGGCCUUGGCGUCUGCAGUGUCCUGUUGUCCAGACAGGAAGGCAGCUCCUCCCCCUGCCCGCCUCUGCAGCCAGUCAGCGCCUCCUAGAAAAAGGUUACUGUUUACCAAAACCACCUCAACACUGCCAUCAUCUUCCCGUUUCACUAUCAGAAGAAAAUCUGCGCAUUUACAAUAUUGUUUUUUUUUGGCAUCAGUGGCAUCAGCAACGAGCAGCUCCCUCAGCAAUAGUCAAAGAGGUCAAAUAAUGUUUAUUUGUUUUUUGCACUAUUUACAUAAAAAUCCAUAAGGCGGCAGCUUCUCAGCUAAACGAUGCUCAGCAGAUGUCAGAGGGAAUUGUCACUUACAAGAGGAGAAUAUUGAUGUCGUAAUUCAAAGCAAGCGGCGAAACAGAUGAUGUCAGUGGCUUAGAUGGUUUUGCUACAGUGCAAACGACCCCUGCGUGACCCCAAGGCAUUCAGUUGAUCUGAAGUCAGCACUCGUCGUCCCCUGCAGCCAGACAACAGAGCCCAAAAAAAUUCAAAAAUAAAAAAACCUGCUGCUACUCUCUUAUUAAUUAUAUUUGUUGAACACAAAUACAGUAUAACAAAAGGCUUAAAAAAAAUAUAAAUAGAAAAAGUUAACUUAAAAAAACAAAAAAAACAACAACAACUAGAAUUCUUCUUUAAACCAGUGUCUCGCUCACUUUCCUGCUGUGGAACAUGUUUUUGGAAAUAUCAUUGUUUGUCCACUUAUAUUUGUUGUUCACAUCUUUAAACUAUUUCAUAUUUAUGUUUUUAUUCUGUCCUCUUCACUCUCCUUUCUCGCCCCGUAUGGUUUCAUAUAUAUUUAUGUACUCCUAAAGAUUUUCAAUCUGAUCAAGUGUAUGAAUGUUUUUGUAUCCGUAGAUAUAAGUAGUUUUUUUUUUAUUAUUAUUUUUUUUUAGUGAAGUGCCAUUUAAUUGUUAAUAAGAUGCUAAUAUAAAUAUCCCUCCUUUAAAUCCCUGUUUUCCUCACUGCUAGUUGUGAUGGCUUGACUGAAUGAAGGUUUUCCAGGUUGUUUCAUUCACAUCUGGUUUUGUCCAGCUGUCAGAUAUUGAAACCCAAUACCAGCUGUGGUUCAGAUGUGUUGUAUUUAUUUUUUUUUAGGUCUUGUUAGCUUGAAAUAACUACAUCUACAAUUAGAAAACGGACUUAACUAACAUAGGCUAUCGAACUAAAAUUGAUGUGAUGAUUGAAUUUGUAAUAAAACAGUUGUGAAUUUACAGAUGUUAACAACUGUUUUAAAAACAUAAACGCAUAAAACUCAUAGACAGGAUUGUGGUAUUCAAGUCAGUAUCUGUGCUUCAGGCCCUUUAGGAGAUGAGUGACAAUCUUCACUUUGGUGUUAAAAAGCUAAAUACAACACAAUCUGUUUUUAUCUGUAGAGGUUCUGUUCAAUAUAUUUUUCUUUGUGCAAAAAGCUCUGUUGUUCCUGCUGUGGGAGCUGAUGGGGUCUGCUCCAGGUCUCUGAAUGCAUUGCAGCACAGACAAAUAAAGAAUUUAAGAGUA
Messenger RNA from Mugil cephalus (flathead mullet), 3001 nucleotides. RefSeq names its product cyclin I (gene ccni). Bases 282 to 1562 code for a protein of 426 amino acids. The transcript is spliced from 10 exons. Gene Ontology annotation, molecular function: cyclin-dependent protein serine/threonine kinase regulator activity. NCBI's taxonomy places the organism in Eukaryota, Metazoa, Chordata, Actinopteri, Mugiliformes, Mugilidae. Gene Ontology annotation, biological process: regulation of cyclin-dependent protein serine/threonine kinase activity; mitotic cell cycle phase transition. The record is from RefSeq and is a predicted model, not a curated record. Gene Ontology annotation, cellular component: nucleus; cyclin-dependent protein kinase holoenzyme complex; cytoplasm.